UUGAGAGAACGAGGAAAGGAGGUGGGUUGGGAAAGAAAGUUUGUCUUCUUUUGGGAGCUCCAACCCUUUUGAACUUUCUGGAGCGUAUCUCUCUCUUUUUCCUCUACCGCUCUGCACCGCUCCUUGAAAAAGUAGGGAGGGGUUCAUUAGAUUGGGGGUCCCGGCCCCUUUGGGUUUGGAGGGGCUGGGCUUUAGAAGUGGGUCUUCAGCUUUUCUCUUCAGCCGGAUCUGUCACUCCUCUCUUCUCUGAAAUUUCGUAUCAAACUCUUUUGAGUUUCAAACCAAAGUAUCAAAUGGCAACUUCUACGGUCCACUCCAAUAAGAUUAUGAAAAGGUUAGAAUCAAGAAAGUCACAUUCCUGGUGGUGGGAUAGCCACAUCAGUCCAAAAAACUCCAAGUGGCUUUCUGAGAAUCUUGAGGAGAUGGACAAGAGCAUCAAACGGAUGUUGAAGCUGAUCGAAGAGGAUGGAGAUUCAUUUGCAAAGAAGGCUGAGAUGUAUUAUCAGAAGAGGCCAGAAUUAAUCUCUCUUGUUGAGGAUUUCUACCGCAUGUACCGGUCUCUGGCUGAGCGGUAUGAUCAUGUGACAGGAGAAUUGCGGAAGAAUAUCCCCUCAGAUCUCCAAUCUCAAGGCUCAGGCAUUUCUGAUAUGGGCUCUGAACUUCCCUCUACAUGGACUUCUCCUGAUCAAAGGCUAGGUCGCCGUAAAUCUGGCAACCGAGCAGCUGGUUUUGAUUUCUUUCUUGGCCCUGGUGGCAACAGUUCUGAUUAUUACCAGAAAGAAGGAGAUGAAUCAUCUACAUUAACAGAUUCCGAGGCAGAAUCUGAUGAUUCCUCAGUCAACAAUUACUCAGGACUUUUGGUAAAUGGCGGUGAUCAUGCUUCACAUAGAAAGAUAAUUGAACUGGAAAUUGAGCUCCGUGAAUUGAAAGAGAAGCUUCGCCUGCUACAGGAUGAUAAUGUGGAUGGUUCAUUGUCUUCUAGGGGGUCGAAACAUGAGACGUCUGAAGAUUAUUUUUCUAGAAUUGCAGGAUAUGAGCAAGAGCUAAGGGUUGCAAAUGAAAAAAUACAGGAUUCAGAAGAAGAGAUUGCUAGAUUGAAGAUUGAGCUCCAAAGGUAUAAGUCAUCAGAAUUCAAUAAUGCUCUUGCAGCUGGGGUUGAAUCAGCAACAGAGAAAGAAGUCAAGACGAGCCAGAUUGAACUGGCAUUGGAGGAAAAUCAGACAUCAGAGUUUCAGGAAAGGCUUAAUGUGUUGGAUGGAGAUGUAAACCCAGAUAACAAUAUUCAGACACUGGUAGAGGAGCUUAGAAUAACAAAAGAAAGACUUCUGGGUUCAGAAAAUGAAAUUAAUAAUUUGAAAUGCGAACUUGAGAGAAAUAAAUCCUCUGAGAAAAUCCGCCAACUGCAGGGUCAGCUUGAAUUGGCUCAAAAGGAUGUUACCAUGUGGAAAAACAAGCUCAACGCAGAGAAAAGAGAGGUCUCCAAGCUGCAGGAAAGGAUGACAAGGUUAAAAAGUAGUUUAUCAGACAGGGAUCAUGAGAUCAGGGAUUUGAAGUUAGCAGUAUCAGAUGCCGAGCAGAAGAUAUUUCCAGAAAAGUCACAGGUCAAGGCAGAAAUAUCAAAGUUGCUAGAGAAAAAAACUCAUUUGGAGCAGCAACUUAGAGAUUGGGAAUGUCGGGGACGUUUGUUGGAGGAGGAAAUUAGAAAAAUCAAGGCCCAAAAAACUGAAAUGGAGGAAAGACUUAGCAGUAAAAUCAACCAUUUAAAGGCCAACAUCGAGGAAAAAGAUAGCUCGAUUGAGACACUGAAUAAGAGCCUUGAUUCGCUGAAAGACAAAACAGACGAUCUCAAUACUAAAGUCCAUACUCUUGAAACAGAGUUGAGUUGUAGAGAUGACAGGAUCGUUCAAAUGGAUAAGCAGUUGCGGCAAUUACACUUAGAACACGUAGAACUGAUUGCCAAGGCUGAAGGGGCACAUAAACAGGUGGAGGAGCUAAGAACAAGAGCUAGUGAAUUGGAAGAUGAGGUUGAGAAGCUAAAAGUUGCAAUAGUGGAAGGAGCAGAAGAAAAACGAGAGGUUAUACGGCAACUUUGUUUCUCAAUUGAACAUUAUAGGAAUGGAUAUUAUAUGCUUCGCAAGGCUGUUGGGAACAAACGAGUUCCGGUUUUGGCAUCAUAGGUUUAGUAAUAUUUGGUAUUGUAUCAUAUAUAUAUAUAUAUAUAUAUAUUUUUUUUUUUUGGAGUGCUUGUUUUGUCACUGAGGUUGAAAAUUGCCGAAACCUUAGUACCAUGUGGCCAAGGCUCGUGGCCAAUAGUUGAUGUGUGGUUUGUUUACUAUUGCAUAGAGAAUACGCAAAGAGUACCCAAUCUUAGGGGCCAUUUUGUCA
Messenger RNA from Ziziphus jujuba (common jujube), 2385 nucleotides. RefSeq names its product protein NETWORKED 4A. Bases 294 to 2177 code for a protein of 627 amino acids. Gene Ontology annotation, molecular function: actin binding. The record is from RefSeq and is a predicted model, not a curated record. NCBI's taxonomy places the organism in Eukaryota, Viridiplantae, Streptophyta, Magnoliopsida, Rosales, Rhamnaceae. Gene Ontology annotation, cellular component: vacuolar membrane. The transcript has 4 exons.